Colletotrichum abscissum is the source of this 741-nucleotide messenger RNA. Its product is annotated as glycosyl hydrolase family 61. The transcript is spliced from 2 exons. The record is from RefSeq and is a predicted model, not a curated record. NCBI's taxonomy places the organism in Eukaryota, Fungi, Ascomycota, Sordariomycetes, Glomerellales, Glomerellaceae. Bases 1 to 741 code for a protein of 246 amino acids.
AUGAAGGUAUCAGUGGUCUUGCUAGCGGCCUGCGCUGCUCUUGUUCAAGGACAUUGCAUCUUCCAGAAAGGCUCCGUAAAUGGCAAAGAGUACGGCUCCCUCGCAGGUCUCCGAGCACCCAACCAAAACAACCCAACCGAAGACGUAACCUCCCAAGACAUCAUUUGCGGAAAAGUCGCAACAUCCUCCCAGGAAGUCAUCACGGUCGCCCCCGGAGACAAGAUCGGCUCCUGGUGGCAACACGUCAUCGGAGGCGCCCAGUACCCCGGCGACCCAGACAACCCAAUCGCAAAGUCUCACAAGGGCCCCAUCACCGCCUGGCUCGCCAAAGUCCCCAGCGCUUCCAGCACCGGGAUCACAGGGCUGCAAUGGUUCAAGGUCGCCGAGGAUAAUCUGGACACGAGCUCUGGGUUAUGGGGCGUCGAUAAGAUGAUCAACAACGGUGGCUGGAGCUACUUCAACUUGCCGCAGUGCAUUGCCCCGGGGGAGUACCUGCUGCGUGUUGAGUUGCUGGCUCUCCAUUCUGCUCAUCAGUUGAAGGGUGCGCAGUUCUACAUUUCGUGUGCGAAUAUUAAGGUCACGGGCUCUGGAAGCUUUUCACCUAGCUCGACUGUGAGCUUUCCGGGCGCGUACCAGCAAAGCGACCCUUCGAUCUACAUCAACAUCUAUGGUACUGGUGGUCUUCCAAACAAUGGGGGCAAGGCGUACUCCGCCCCUGGACCGAGACCGAUUACAUGCUAG